AUGCCUCGCCUGCGUAUCCGCCAUGUCGCCAUUUGCGUGGCAAUUGUUGUGUGGAUCUACUGCUUCCUUCCCGCGAACCAACAUGCAGGUAUUGCCCCGGGCGUCAAUCACGAUGCGACCAUCAGCCUUGCGCGCUACAUGAAUGAUGUAUCCGGUAUACCGCCCAUUCGCGCAAAAGCGAGCAGUUUCGACUGGAGUUCGGUCAACUUUACCUAUCCGCUGCAACGCAAACCAAAUUUACCCGCCCCGUUCAGAAAUCGACCUCGCAUACAACAUCCCGCUAGAGCCGAAUCGCAGGAGGCCAGACGACUCGAGGUCAAGAGAGUGUUUAAGAAGAGCUGGGCUAGUUACAAGAGCAAUGCAUGGAUGAAAGAUGCGCUGAAGCCUAUUAGUGGGGGUUAUGUCGACCAAUUCUCGGGCUGGGCUGCUACGCUCGUGGAUAGUCUUGACACGUUGUGGAUGAUGGGCAUGCGUGAAGAGUUCUACGAGGCUGUCAGGGCAGUUUCAACGAUUGAUUUCGGCACCUCGACUUCAUCAAGAGUAAAUACUUUUGAGACGUGCAUUCGAUAUCUGGGUGGACUCCUAGCGGCAUACGACUUGAGUGGGCAUGACGCACUAAAAGCAAAAGCGAUUGAGGUGGGCGACUUGUUGUAUGCCGGAUUCAACACGGAGCAUGGCAUACCAGUCGACUUUAUCAACUUUGAAGAAGCAAAGAAGGGUGGAGGCUUGGUUGUGGAGAGCGAGGUGGUCAGCGCGAGUCCUGGUACAAUCACUCUGGAGUUUAGCCGGCUCAGCCAAAUCACCGGAGACGACAAGUACUAUGCUGCAGUAUCGCGUCUGAUGGAUGUUUUCCACAAAGACCAGAACGCGACCAAGCUGCCUGGAAUGUGGCCCAUGAUGGUGUCUAUGCGUAACCGGGAUGUGGUGUCUGGAUAUCAAUUCACCAUUGGUGGAAAUGCAGAUUCGCUGUAUGAAUACCUGCCCAAGGCACACGCUUUGCUUGGUUCAGUCGAUCCCAGCGCAGCCAAGUUUGAAACCAUGUCGCGCGCUUUCUUGGACACGGCAAUGAGCAACCUAUUCUUUGCGCCGAUGAUACCAGGCCAGGAAGAAAUUCUCAUCUCCGGCAAUGUUGACGUCCUCGAAGAUGGCCCGAGCCUCGAUCCUGAAAGCGAACACCUUUCAUGCUUUAUUGGUGGACUCUACGCACUCAGUGGACGCCUAUUCCAAAACGAUGAAUACCUUGACCACGGAGUCAAGCUAGCUCGUGGUUGCGCUUACGCGUACCAGGCCUUCCCAUCCGGUAUCAUGCCAGAGAGAUAUAACAUGGUCUUGUGCCCGGGUCCCGAUCACCGCAAACGCUGCGCUUGGGACGAGAAGCGAUACACUGAAUCCGCAGCCGCACGCCCACAAUACAAACCCAACCUCCCUAAGGGUUUCACCACCGCCAAGGAUCCCCGCUACAUUCUCCGCCCCGAAGCAAUCGAAUCCGUCUUUAUCCUCUGGCGCAUCACCGGCGACCCUGUCUGGCGCGAAACCGCAUGGACAAUGUUCGAAGCUGUAGCCGCGGAAACAGAUACCAAGCUCGCUAACGCGGCCAUCAUGGAUGUUACGGUCAAAGGAUCCGAAAAAGAGGAUUACAUGGAGAGUUUCUGGAUGGCCGAGACGCUCAAGUAUUUUUAUCUGUGCUUUGCUGAUACUGGCUUGAUUAGCCUUGAUGACUUUGUACUCAAUACUGAGGCUCAUCCGUUUCGCUUGUGGAGGUAG
Molecule: messenger RNA, 1764 nt
Organism: Bipolaris victoriae FI3
Lineage: Eukaryota; Fungi; Ascomycota; Dothideomycetes; Pleosporales; Pleosporaceae
Product: glycoside hydrolase family 47 protein
Exons: 2
Coding region: 1-1764 (587 amino acids)
Biological process (GO): carbohydrate metabolic process; N-glycan processing
Cellular component (GO): endoplasmic reticulum; Golgi membrane
Molecular function (GO): mannosyl-oligosaccharide 1,2-alpha-mannosidase activity; calcium ion binding
Source: RefSeq, a predicted model, not a curated record